AUGUACUUAAACUGGUUAAUUUCCCCACAAAAUAGAGCACGAAAAGCAGAUAAAUUCCCUAAAAUACCCCACGCGCUCUCACUCACCCUCAUUCCACGCUGUAAUCCGAUCUUUUCUCUUCUCUUACCGUCGCUUGUUUUUCUCAUGGAGAACCAGAGCGAUAUCUCCGGCCGGCGCCGCCACGAGAAGCCUUCGCCAUCGCCGUCUCGCCGGAGCUUGAAGAGGAAGCUCGAUGAGGAUCCCGACGGCGAUCGGCCGCAUCGGGAUCCAGCGCUCGAGGUGCGCGCUCAAGUCGAGAUCCUCGAUUCUGCUCUCUCGCCGUCAUACAAGGAUCGGUUGGCCGUGAAAAAGGCUAUCGACGUUCUUUCCUGCUUCGCGAGGAACGAAGAGAUGGUGGAUAUGAUUGUGGGUUGCGCGGCCGUUCCUGCGCUGGUCAGACAUCUGCAGGCUCCAAGGCCGGUGGAGGAGGGUGACUCUGGCCGAGUAGCUUACGAGCACGAAGUUGAGAAAGCAAGCGCGUUCACACUUGGGCUUCUUGCCAUUAAACCCGAGCAUCAACAUCACAUUGUUGAUGCAGGUGCUCUACCCUUUCUGGUGGAUCUUUUGAAGAGAUAUAGGGGUGUUUCAGAAUCUUGGGCAGUAUUGCGCCAUUUAUUAUACUUGAUGCGUAUUGGAGAGAAAGUUGUUAAGAGCCGAGUAGCUUUGACUCUAGCGCACCUUUGUUCUUCAGAUGACCAUAAGAUUAUCUUCAUUGAUAACAAUGGACUGGAUUUGCUUUUGGAGCUCCUUGUGUCAACUAACUUAAAGCAUCAAAGAGAUUGUUCUAUGGCUUUAUGCAGAUUAGCUGAUAAAGCCAACUCACUUUCUCUAAUGGAUGUGGCUCCUCCUUCCCCAAUCCCUCAGGUAUAUUUGGGGGAGCAGUUUGUGAAUAAUCCCACAUUGUCCGAUGUGACAUUUUUGGUUGAAGGAAAACGGUUCUAUGCGCACCGAAUUUGUCUGCUAGCUUCUUGUGAUGCAUUUAGAGCUAUGUUUGAUGGUGGUUACAGGGAAAGAGAUGCCAAGGACAUUGAAAUACCUAAUAUCAGAUGGGAUAUUUUUGAGUUGAUGAUGAGAUACAUAUACACAGGAUCCGUUGUUGUCAACUUAGAUAUUGUCCAGGAUCUUCUGAUGGCCGCUGAUCAGUAUUUGUUAGAAGGUUUAAAGCGUCUAUGCGAGUAUGCCAUUGCACAGAAUAUAUCCGUGGAGAACGUGUCUCUAAUGUUCGAGUUGUCGGAGGCAUAUAAUGCUUUGUCCUUGAGGCAUGCAUGUAUCUUGUUUAUUCUACAAAAGUUUGACAGUUUAUGCAAUUUGCCCUGGUAUCCACAGCUGAUCCAGCGAGUUCUGCCCGAAAUUCGAAACUAUUUUGUUCGAUUGCUCACGAGGUUCUACAACAAUGCAUAUUAUGCAAGAGUUGGAGGUGUGAGCACUUCAGAAAUGAACAAGCUGGAAAAGAAGUUUUUGUUUUCGCUCGAUUUUCGACUUUAUGUCAGCGUGAGCACUUUUGGCAAAUAUUGCUCUGUAUUCAAAAGAGAAGGCUCGGGUGGUCUAAUCGAGCGCCCAAUCAAGUUGUGUGGAGUGGAAGAGAGUUGGACGAAUAAAGACGACCCGGCUCAUGCUCAGUCGACAGCUGGAUAG
Messenger RNA from Striga hermonthica, 1674 nucleotides. NCBI's taxonomy places the organism in Eukaryota, Viridiplantae, Streptophyta, Magnoliopsida, Lamiales, Orobanchaceae. The record is from the annotation of a GenBank genome assembly.